ACGUUUACUAAUACAUGACUGGAAGGAGGAGGUGGCCAGAGAGGAGGUGGUGGCUACAGAGGAAGAGAUGCAAAGAGAAGGAGGAGAUGGUGGAGAAUGAGUGGGAGGAAGAGGAGGUGGCGGAAGAGGAUGAGGUGGCGGGUGAGGUCGCAGAGGACACACCGGAGAGAGGGACAUGGCGGAGGAGGAUGGAUGAGGUAGCUGGGGCGGACCAGGAGGGCGAAGAGGGGAUGGUGCAGAACUGGGAGGAGGUGGGGGACCAAGACGAAGUGGCGGAGGAGAAUGGGAUGGUAGAGGAGGGGAAGGUGGGAGGGGAGGAGGAGGUGCGUGGGGAGGAGGAACUGGUCGGGGAGGAGAGGGUGGCCGAGGACAGGGUCGCGGAGUAGGGUAACGUAGCGGGGAAGGUCGUGGAGGACGAUCCAAAGGACGAGAAGCAGGAGGAGAAAAGAAAUAAUCAAAUGGCGUGGUAUUC
Chara braunii is the source of this 472-nucleotide messenger RNA. The record is from the annotation of a GenBank genome assembly. NCBI's taxonomy places the organism in Eukaryota, Viridiplantae, Streptophyta, Charophyceae, Charales, Characeae.